Messenger RNA from Poecile atricapillus (Black-capped chickadee), 3470 nucleotides. It is a transcript of the gene APMAP, whose product is annotated as adipocyte plasma membrane associated protein. The transcript has 9 exons. NCBI's taxonomy places the organism in Eukaryota, Metazoa, Chordata, Aves, Passeriformes, Paridae. The coding region runs from base 296 to 1405 and encodes 369 amino acids. The record is from RefSeq and is a predicted model, not a curated record. Gene Ontology annotation, biological process: biosynthetic process. Gene Ontology annotation, molecular function: strictosidine synthase activity.
CAGUGGAGGAAAUUCCUGGGCCUGGCCUUUUUCUGGCUGGUAGCCAUGGCAGAAACUCUUGAGAACAGAUGCUUUUCUCUCCAGCCCAGCAGCUCUUCUGCCAAGGGGAUAAGCAGCCUGGCUUCCUGGAUAUGGUGACCCAUAAGUAUCAUCUCACUGGCCUGCUGUUGUCUUCAAAGGCUGGUUUAAUGGCUUCGCUUUUUAGUUCAUAUUAACAACUGAAUUUCUGUAAUUAUAACUGGAGUCCUGUACUUACAGCAGCAAGGUGUUCCGUGUUACCUUCCUGACUUUGGCUAUGUCUGUGGCUGUGCCUCUGCUUGGAGUGACUGUUCUACUGGAUUGUCCUAUAGACCCUCAGCCCAUAAGUUUGAAGGAGCCUCCCCUCCUGACGGGUGUUUUGGAGCCCAACACCAAGUUACGAAAAGCUGAACGGCUGUGGGAAAACCAGCUGGUUGGACCAGAGUCCAUUGUCAAUAUUGGGGAUGUUCUGUUUACUGGGACAGCUGAUGGGAAGAUUAUCAAAAUCGAAGAUGGGGAAAUACAAACAAUAGCCAGAAUUGGCCAUGGUCCUUGUGGAGGCCGUGAAGAUGAGCCAACAUGUGGAAGACCGCUUGGCAUGCGAGUGGGGCCAAAUAACACCCUGUUUGUGGCAGAUGCUUAUUAUGGACUCUACGAAGUUGAUCCUGCUACGGGUGAAACCAAGACACUGGUGUCGAGCAAAACUCUGAUAGAAGGCCAGAAGCUGUCAUUUGUAAACGAUCUUACAGUGACCAGGGAUGGGAGGAAGAUCUACUUCACCGACUCCAGCAGUAAAUGGCAAAGACAAGACUACUUGUUCCUGGUUAUGGAAGGCACGGAUGAUGGGCGCCUCCUUGAAUAUGACACAGUGACAAAAGAAGUGAAAGUCUUAAUGGUGGGGCUGAGGUUCCCCAAUGGUGUGCAGCUCUCUCCUGCAGAAGACUUUGUCCUGGUGCAGGAGACAACCAUGGCUAGAAUCAGAAGGUAUUAUGUGUCUGGGCUGAUGAAAGGUGGAGCAGAUAUGUUUGUUGAGAAUAUGCCUGGUCUUCCAGACAAUAUCAGAUUAAGCAGCUCUGGAGGAUAUUGGGUAGCUAUGGCAGCUGUGCGACCCAAUCCUGGAUUUUCUUUGUUGGACUUUUUAUCUGAAAAACCAUGGAUUAAAAGGAUGAUAUUUAAGUUGCUGAGUCAGGAAACUGUGACAAAGUUUGUACCCAAAUAUAGCCUUGUUGUUGAACUCAGUGAGACAGGAUCCUACAAAAGAAGCUUCCAUGAUCCCAAUGGAGUGACAGUAGCUUAUGUCAGCGAGGCACAUGAACACAAUGGACACCUUUACCUGGGCUCCUUCCGCUCUCCCUAUAUUGGCAGACUUGAUCUCCAGCAUGUUUAACUGCCCACCCACGAUGAAGUCCCACUGUCCUGUACUACUACAGAAGUGCAAAGGAGCCAUGUGCUUGAGACUGUGUGACCAAGGACAAAAAGUGAGAGUCUCUUAAGGUGCAGGAGCACUGUGGCCAUAGGAAGAGAUACAGCUUGCUGUACCUGUCCUCUGUCUUGGCUGACUGCUCAUGCUCUGAAGUUGGCCUGUAUUAUUGUUCAUAUCUGAGGAUUAUGGUGAGGCAUCUUCAUUCAGUUCUUUGCUCCUCCAAGGAAAUCCAUUGAUUUUCCUGUGCCCAGCCGUGUUUGGAAUCAUCUUGAACAGACACCGUCAUGUCGCCUUUAAUGCAACUCUAUGUUCUCUUACACUGGAAGAAUUUGUGAUGGAUGGAAUUUAAUAGUGUGUGAUUUGGGUGGAAGAGGGUGGCUUGCAUGUGUUUAUUUCUGUUUUAGUGCCUCCUGUCCCAGAGUGAAUACAGUGCAUGUUCUAAUGUUAUACCAUGGUGCUGUGGUAGAGGCAGCAACAUCCAGGACAUGCUGAGGAAUCUAGUUAUGCCAUUGGGGUUCUUCAGUCCCAGCCUGUGUAAAUAACAGCAGAAAUGCAAUUAACUGUUAAUUAACAUGCAGAAUCAAAUUGGAUCGUUACCUGUGGGCUCCUGUGUUUCUUUAUAACAUUGAGGUCAGAUGAUGAAUCAAGUUGCAUUUUCUAUGUUAUUAAGGAUUAGUUCCAAUGGGUCUGAAAAGGGUUGUUUGUAGAAUUUCCUCCAUGUUUUACCAGGUCCUGAAUGUCUCCUGUUCAUUAUCUAUGUGACCAUGCCAGGCAGAAGAGGGCUAGCUGCAGGAAUCAUCUUCAACAUGCUUUUUAUGAAGAAGUGGUAAAGAUUUUGGGGAAGAUUGGUGUCUGAUGAUGGAUGUGGACUCAAAUGGCCUCUGUAAAAUCUGCUGUUGGUGGAUGAGGAAGGCUUUGGUGGAAGUUUUUGAAAUGCAGUAGUAGCUCAUGGAUGCAUCUCUGCUAACAGAGAUAACUCUGUUAACAGAUACUCUGCUUGGUAAAUCCAGAGAAUGCUUUGCUGCCAGCUGUGGCAAAGGAAAGCCUGUCCUGUUGGGUUUUGUGGCUGCAAUGGCUGGCAGCACAAAGGAAUUCCAGACAAUAACUCAGUUUCACAGAGGAGCCAAGGAGGAGAGGGACUAUGGUGGACUUUGUGCUCACCAGCAAGGAGGGUGAAUGUGCAGCUCAAGGGCAGCCUUGGCAGGCAUCAUGAGGUGGUGGAGUUUUAGUUUCUUAGAGUAGGGAGGAGAGUGUAGAACAAACUUGCUGCCGUGGCCUUCAGAAAGGCAGAAUUUGGCACCUUCAGGGAUUUGCUUGGUAGAGUACCAUGGGAUAAAGCCCUGGAGGGAAGAAGGGCCCAGGAAAGAUGUUUGAUACUCAAGGAUUACCUCCUCCAGGCUCAGGAGUGAUGCAUCCCAGUAGAGAGGAAGUUGGGAAAAAAUGCCAGGAGGCCUCGUGUGGAUAAACAAGGAGCUCCUAGACUAGCUCAGACACUAAAAGGAGGCCUAUGGAGGGUGGAAGCAGGAGCUGUAGCCUGGCAGGAAUACAGAGAGUUUCCCAAGCAGCCAGGGAUCAGGUUAGAGGAGAUAAAGCCCUAAGAGAAUUAAACAUGGCCAGGGACAACAAAGACAACAAGAAAAGCUUCUGCAGGUAUGUGGGUGGUAAAAGAAACACUAGGGAAAAUGAGGACCCCCUCUGGAAGGAAAGGGGAGACCUGACUACUGGAGACAUGGCAAAGGCUGAGGUGCUCAGUGACUGUUCUGUCCCUGUCUCCACCAGGAAGUGCUCCAGCCACACUGCCCGAGCUGCAGAAGGGAAAGGCAGGCGCUGGGAGAGUGAAGAAUCAGCUGCUAUAGGAGAUCACAUUUAGAUCAUCUGAAGGUGCACAGAACUUGUUAAAAUGCAUCUAUGGGUCCUGAGGGAACUGAUGGGUGAAGGGGCUAAGUCACUAUCCAUUGUAUUUGAGGAGUUGUGGUAGUCCAGUUAAACUCCAACCAACUAGAAAACGGGAAAAAAACCCUCAUUUUUU